AUGGAGGAUAGUAUGAGUCGUUUGCUUAUGCAAUCAACUUUAAUGGGGACUAUCGUUACAACAAUUGGUAAUCAUUUGUUGAAACUACAAUCUAAUUCACGUUUGCUUGAAAAGUUGCUAUGUUUUCUGUUCAAAAAUAAUAAUUUGGAAAGUGCUCAAAAUGUAUCGGUCACGGAAUUGUUAAACCAAAAGUUCACUGUUGAUUCAGUUCAAAGUGCUGGUGAAUUGUAUGUCUCACAAAAAAGCAGUGACCUAGCAAAAUGGCUAGAGUUAACUGUCAUCCGUAGUCUUGAACAGUUUGAAUCCACAAAACGUGAAUCGGUGUGUUACAAGAGGACUAGCACUACUGUUCCACUUGAUAAGCAACUGUCUCAUAUAAGAAGUUUUCUUGAAAUCAGCAGGAAAAGAAAACAUCUGUUUAAUCUUUCUUCUGAGCUUCAAAACUUAAAACGCAUUCAACUACAAAAAUGUAAUGUGUCAAGAGAUUUUUUAAAUGCUGAACUUCAAUUAUUAACGCUACAGACAAAGGUCCACUACAUGAAGCACCGUAUCGAGAAGUUAAAGUUGGACGUAGAAUGUAACAAAACAAACCUUUUUGAAUAUGAAUCACUAGGCACAGAAAUAGUGAAUAUUGAAAGUCUUUUGAGAAAGAAACGGGAAACGAUUCGCCGUUUGCAUGAAGAAAAUGAAAAGCUGUUAGAUAACCUCCCUUUAUUAUGUCGUGAGACGAAACAAAUUAAGCAACAACUAUCGUGUCAGAUAAUUGAUACACAUAAAGUGGCGCAUGAACUAACAAGCAACAAUCUACUGCAGGAUUUUAAUGAAAGGAUUCAAGAUAUUUCAUUCGACAGAAGAACAUUUACCAGUGGUAAUACUUACGUCGACACUCUACAUGCUGACAGUCUAUACAUAAAUUGCUGUAAUUUAUAUUCUCUUGAUCCUAAUCUUAAGAUUCCAGAUGUCCUGCUGAAAUGUAUUCUAACACAAAUCAAAGAAAGCUGGCUAGCUGAGAAUAGUUUAAAAUUGUUACACUAUCUUUUGAUGAAUUUAAACAAAGAAAUUCUCAUUAGUGAAAAACUGCAAAACUACGACGUGACGUUUAAGGCUAAAGAGCUAAAACAUUUACUUCCUUGUGUUACAAAUUUGAAAGAAUUAUCGGAAGAAAUAAAACAGCGCAUGUCAGUAUGCAAUGAAUUACUGUCCGACUGGAGAGAAAUACCGAUUCGUCGAAUGUUGCUAUAA
Messenger RNA from Schistosoma curassoni, 1242 nucleotides. The record is from the annotation of a GenBank genome assembly. NCBI's taxonomy places the organism in Eukaryota, Metazoa, Platyhelminthes, Trematoda, Strigeidida, Schistosomatidae.